This is a messenger RNA of Morchella sextelata, 957 nucleotides long. RefSeq lists its product as uncharacterized. Bases 1 to 957 code for a protein of 318 amino acids. NCBI's taxonomy places the organism in Eukaryota, Fungi, Ascomycota, Pezizomycetes, Pezizales, Morchellaceae. The transcript has a single exon. The record is from RefSeq and is a predicted model, not a curated record.
AUGAACGGCAACACGCCCACCUCUGGCGACGAUGAUAUGCCGCUGCCACCCGGUGUUGUAACUCCCGACGGGAGAAACAGUAGUGAUAUGGAUGGCCAGAGGACCCCGGAUCAAAGGAGAAGUCUUGACGGCCGAGACGCGGUUGACUUAUUGUCAAUCUCUCCGGGGCCGAAUGGCGACAUUUUCGAUGGUACAACACAGCAGAGCUCGGGUAAUCGGAUUCAGACCGGAAAGAGUGGACGGGUGAUUGAGAGGCUCAUGGCGGAGAACGAUCGGUUGAAAAGGGACCUGAAGACACAGACCACGGCGAGGGAGGAGGAGAGGAAGGAAAAGGAGGCUAUCCGGUCAUCAAGAGAUUCGCUGCAGAGUACAAACGAAAAUCUCAUACACCAGACCAAUGUCGACAAAACCUCGCUUGCUCGAAAGGAUCGCAAGAUCGAAGAAUUGAAGGCGGAGAAGGAGCGAGAGAUGGCGAGACGUCAGGAAGCAGACUCGAGUCUCCACGAGCUUGUUAGGCAAAGUGACGUGAAGGUUCAGGAACUGAUGACUACCCUAAGCAAUGAGACAUCGGAAAGAAAAAAGGCAGUGAAUCAAUAUGAGGUUCUGCAACAGAGUUGGAAGCAUUUAGACGAAGGUUAUAGGACAAGAGUUGAUAGGUUACGAGCUGAGCUAGAAGCUUUACAGUCGGAGCGAGAGCGAGACCACCAACUACUGAAGCGGCUCGAGGUCACAAUCGAACAGCAAAGGCAAGAGGUCGAAAAGCUGCGGGUCGCCAAGAAUCGGAUUUCCGAUAAAUACACGAAGACCAUGAACGAUACCGAGAGAGAUGUUGGUGAUAUACGGAUAAGGGCGGAUGCCACUGGGAGGGAAGCGGAUGAGAUUCUGGCUGAUGCAAAAGAGACCCUUGGAAAGCUACGACAUGUUAUGGCUGUUCAGAGGGACUUGCGGAAGACUUGA